Molecule: messenger RNA, 600 nt
Organism: Phytophthora nicotianae INRA-310
Lineage: Eukaryota; Oomycota; Peronosporomycetes; Peronosporales; Peronosporaceae
Exons: 3
Coding region: 1-600 (199 amino acids)
Source: RefSeq, a predicted model, not a curated record
AUGGUAUACUAUCAGUUCUGCCAGCUGAAAACCAACGCGCUGUACACCACUAACGUUGACGGGGUACCAAAGCAAGUCCAGACCAAGAUUUUGGAAGCGAUCCAAGCCAAGCGGGACUUCGUCCACACCGAGACAAUGGGGUUUUCUUUUCUUUUGGAUCAUACCAAGAAAGUAUCGGACUUUGUGGACGCCAAUUUAGCUGACAGCAUUGAAACGUUGAAGACAUUAGCUGUGCAAUUGGAUAUCGUCUUGACGGAGGCUGAAAAAAUUCGCAUCGAUGCUGAAAGGGGGAACCGGUUGAUCGCAGCAAGGGUCGUGAAGCUCGUGCUCAUUUAUGCAAACGCAGGCGACAAGGAUGCCACGACUAGUAUCCUCAGCAAAGCGUUGGACGAAAGCGGGAGUGGGGAUGACGACGACGACGAGGUGCUGGAGGAGGAUUUCGAGCCGGAAAGCAGCGAUGAAUCCAUGGAGAGCAGCGGAGUUCGAAGUGAGGGCAGCGACUUCAACGCGUUCUCGUUCGAGGAUGCAAUGCAUAUUAUGGCAGCGAUGCAUCCGAUGUACUGCAAUAUGGCAGCGAUGCAUGCAUCUGCCCAACACUAA